UUGAGUGAAAGGAUUGAAACAUUUCACUCAGCUGAGUGUCUUAUGAGACAACCAUUGAGCCUACAAAAUAUAAGCCAGAUGACACUUUUAGGAUGUUCAAAAUUAAAGUCACUAUUCAGUGUAUCCAUUGCCACAACCAUCAUGUUGGAGGAGCUGUAUGUUGAGGACUGUGAAGAAUUGAAGCACAUUAUAACAAAUGAGGCAGAGGAUGAUGAUACCCAUCUCAACUGCACCUCCAUCUUCCCAAAACUACAGAGCCUUUGUGUCUGGAAGUGCAAUAAAUUGGAAUUUAUAUUUCCAUCCACUCUUUCCGGAGGUCUUCAAAAAUUAAAAUCUAUAUUUAUUUCGGGAGCUCAUGAACUGAAAUAUCUUUUUGGAAAAUACGGUGAUGAAGAUUGUCAAUCACAUGAGAAUGAAAAUAAUGAGCCUCACAUUCAUCUUCCUGCAUUGGAAUCACUAUACCUCGAUGAUGUACCAAACAUGAUGAGCAUUAGCAUCAAGAAACAUCAACCGGAAUGCCCAUCUCUACAGAUUGUGGAAGCACCAAAGGAAAUUAAGAAGCACAUGGAAGAUGUGAGAAGUGAGAGAGCAAAUGAAUCUGAAAUACAAGAGAUUGUUAACGUCGAAAUACCACUACUCACUCCAAGUGUGGGCUUUCAACAUGUUCUCAACUUCCACAAUCUAAAAGGAAUAACAAUCAAGGGAAACCAGAAGUUGAAGAUUUUGUUCUCUGUCUCUGCUUGCAGAAACCUAUCACAGUUGUCUCAAUUACAAGUAUGGAAUUGUGAGGAAUUAGUUAAUGUAGUUGAAGAUGAUUCUAAUAAUCAUCAUCAUGACAUGAACUAUAGCUCCAUUUUCCCAAAACUGGAGGAUAUAAGUAUCGGCAAUUGCAACAAGUUGGAGUUUAUAUUUCCUCUGUCUCUUUUUGGUACUCUUCAAAAAUUAAAAUCUUUGAGUAUCUGGAAAGCUGCUGAGUUGAAAUACAUUUUUGGGAAAUAUGAUGAUGGAGAUCAUUUAUCAAAUACAAUUCAUCUCCCUGCUUUGGAAACACUAGAACUUGUAGAUGUACCAAAGUUAAUCAACAAUAUUGGUGCCAAAAAAUAUCACCUCAACUUUCCGCCUCUACGAAGCAAUGUUUUAAGAACCGGACCGGACCGGACGGUCGAACCGGACCUGAUGAAAAUUAUCAAGGACGUGCAAAAGCUGACAGAAUUUUGGGUAAGACACUCCAAAAUAGAAGAGGUUCUUAAUUUGGAGGGAGUGGAAAGUGAAGGUGGAGUCAUCACGUUAAGCUUAGAAAAAAUGUGGUUGGAUGAUCUAAGUGAGUUGAGACAUAUAUGUAGGGGUCCCAAAUAUAUUUUGAGCCUCGCCAAUCUCGAAGAACUAAACAUCAUAGCAUGUAAAAUGCUAAGAGCAGUCUUCUGUGUCUCAAUAUUGAAAAGCCUCCCACAAUUAUCCUCUUUAUUGAUAACAGAUUGUGACGAAUUAGUUAACAUCAUUGAAGAGAGUGAUAGGGAUCAUUUGCAUCAACUUUGUUUCCCAAAGUUAGAGAAAAUUGACAUCAAGUGUUGUCAUAGCUUGAAAUUCCUCUUCUCUAUCUCAACAUGUGAGAUGUUUCCAAAGUUGAAGGUCUUGAGAAUAGAAGAAGCCUCUGAGCUUGAGCAAAUAUUUAUAUGCAAACAAGAUAAUAUGGAGAAGAUGGAAAAAAUGGGAGAAGUAUUUCCAAAACUGUCAAAGAAACUAAUCAAAUCCAAGAAGAGCCUAAAAAUGGGGAUUCAGAAAAUCAAGCAACAGCAAGUGUUUUGCCAAAACUUGUAG
Molecule: messenger RNA, 1818 nt
Organism: Neltuma alba
Lineage: Eukaryota; Viridiplantae; Streptophyta; Magnoliopsida; Fabales; Fabaceae
Exons: 4
Coding region: 43-1818 (591 amino acids)
Source: RefSeq, a predicted model, not a curated record